Messenger RNA from Anopheles maculipalpis, 957 nucleotides. RefSeq lists its product as uncharacterized. The record is from RefSeq and is a predicted model, not a curated record. The coding region runs from base 10 to 957 and encodes 315 amino acids. The transcript is spliced from 3 exons. NCBI's taxonomy places the organism in Eukaryota, Metazoa, Arthropoda, Insecta, Diptera, Culicidae.
UCACGUACAAUGGCGAAGGAAGAAUCCAAGUACGGUUUUAAGGAUAAAGCUAAGGCCGAGGAGUCUCUGGAGCUGCUGAAGAGUGAAGAUCACAAGUACCAGCUAUUAACGGUGCGUGGGCUAAUCGGAAGAGCGAAACGUGUACUUACAUUAACAAAGGCUGAGGAAAAGAUAAACAACAUUAAGGCUGCCAUCGAAACAUUCGAACAAUGGUUGGAAGCAAACAGCACUUCCAGCACCAAGAACGCCAAACCGAAGGACACGGAAGAUAAAGUUGAAACCGUACCGGGUUUGGGCUUCAAAGACAAACAGGCCGCAGAACAAACGCUAAGCAUACUUGAGGGCCGCGAUCCCGAUUAUCAGAAACUAGCAAUUAAGGGUUUGAUCGGCAGUGCAAAGCGCGUUAUUCCAGGCACCAAAAAUGAGGACAAACUUAAAUCCAUCAAGCAAGCGGUGGCACUGUUCGAAGACUUUCUCGAUCGGUUCGAUCGUGAGGAGCGUGGAAAGCAAAACAUGCCCUACCUGUCGAUCGAUUUAAUUCGCCAGCUGCCAGUACCGGAGCAACAGGAUAAACUUGCGGUUGAAUUUCUCGCAUGCUACGAAACACAGGCCAAGGGCAACUACAAGCACCUUCGCACUAAGGCACCUAAGGAAGAUGGAUCGAAAACGUGGGAUAUCGUACGAAACAGCAAGCUGAAGGCACUUAAACCGGACAGCAGUGUGAAACUUUUCGAUCAGGCCGGUAAACCGACCGAGUUGCAUUUGAAAAUGAUUCAAUGGGCCUACAGCCCGCAAGUGGAGAAGCUGAAGAGUUAUGUUAGCAGUUUGGGAAGCAUGGAUAAAUCAUCCCAGCCGUCCAGUGCACGGAAACGCACACACUCGUCUUCGUCUUUGGGCGAGGAAAAGGCACGAAGAGACAGUAAGAAGGAUAGUGGUCACAAGAAAUCGAAGAAAUAA